AUGAAGUUCUCCGCAACUCUGGCGGCGCUCGCCGCCCCGCUCGCCCUGGCCAAGGCCGUGCACAAUGUCUACCCGGUGAAGAGGGAUACCGAUCUGUUCCCCCGGAAGUCAGAGGAGAAGUCGCAGGAGAAGAGCCAAGGAGGUGAGGGUCAGGCACAGGCAGGAGGUCAGGCGCUCGCCAGCAUGGCCGGCCCAGGCGCACAGAUCUCGGCUUCGCAGGAGCAGCUCAUCACGCUGGGUCUGUCCGGCGCCGGCAUCACCACCAAUGCCGCCACCGAGGUCAUCAUCAUCUGGGUCAACCAGGGCGCCGGUGCCCCGACCAUGAACGUCAACCCUCCCCCGAUGGCCGCGCCCGCAGCCGCCCAGACGCACGAGGUCAUGGUUGGUGGAGCCGCGGGCCUGCAGUUCACGCCCGCCGAGAUCAAGGCCGCCGUUGGCGACAUGGUCGUCUUCACCUUCAUGAGCGCCAACCACACCGCCACCCAGUCUGCCUUCGACACGCCCUGCGCGGCCCUCGCCGGUGGUAUGGACUCGGGCUUCCAGGCCAACCCCAACAACUCCGUCAACCCACCACCACAGGUCGCCAUGCAAGUUAUGGUCGACACUCCCCUCUGGUUCUACUGCAAGCAAAAGGGCCACUGCGGCAAGGGCAUGACCUUCUCCAUCAACCCCACCGCUGCUAAGACCCAGGCCAUGUUCCAGUCGAUGGCCAUCGCCCAGAACGGCACCGGCGCCGGCACUGGCAUCACCGGUGGCCAGGCUCCCCCUCCCGCCGCCGGUGCCGCCCCACCGAAUGCUACUGGUGGUGGUGCUGCCGCUGCCCCACCUGCCGAGGGUGGUGCUGCCGCUGGUGGUGCUGCUGCCGGAGGUGCUGCCGCCGCUCCCACGAUGGGCCAAGGCACGAUCCAGAACGGUGCCUGCGUCUGCGCUGUGUCCUGCUCCGUCGGCUCCUUCCCUGCGGCCCAGGCCCAGGGUGUCGGUGCUUUCGGUGGUCUUCCUGGUGCCCUGCCAGCAAACAUGUCAGAGGUCAUGAUGAACGGAGCCGCCUAA
Messenger RNA from Diaporthe citri, 1050 nucleotides. RefSeq lists its product as uncharacterized. Bases 1 to 1050 code for a protein of 349 amino acids. NCBI's taxonomy places the organism in Eukaryota, Fungi, Ascomycota, Sordariomycetes, Diaporthales, Diaporthaceae. The record is from RefSeq and is a predicted model, not a curated record. The transcript has 3 exons.